AUGUAUGCCAAGUACAAGACAAAACUCGGCAAAGGAGGUGAACGCAACAACCAGGGCAAUGAGCUGGGCGCUGUGGUACGCAGCCGCAGUAGUUUGGAUAUCGACCUGCCGGUUUAUUCGCCGCAGACUAAGCCCCCGGUCUACACUCAGGAAAUCCAGCAGCCGUUGCCACCUAAAUACCGCUUGUCCAUGAUACUGCCAAUAGCCAAUAAGUACAAAUUUAAUGACGGGUCUUUCAAGUAUGAGCGCCCGUAUAGACACACAAUAGCGCUCCCGCUGCCUGUGGCCCAUGUUCAGGGGUACCUGGUAAUUUUUUUCUACAAGAACCACAAGGAGAAGAAAAAGGCUCUCGAGACGCAGGAGUUAAGGAAUUUGGCAAUGAGGCAUGAGAGCAUAGAAAUUGACCUGCCGGUUUACUCGCACGAAACCCGUGAGCCGGUGGCUGAAGGCUCAGAAAUACUUCCUCCGCCGCCUGCGUAUCGCUCAGAUGUCGCUCUGAACAUGUCGCGUAUGGACUCAAAGGCGUUGGAGAUUUGUGACACGCGGCCGGUAUAUUGA
Messenger RNA from Kickxella alabastrina, 558 nucleotides. RefSeq lists its product as uncharacterized. The coding region runs from base 1 to 558 and encodes 185 amino acids. The record is from RefSeq and is a predicted model, not a curated record. NCBI's taxonomy places the organism in Eukaryota, Fungi, Kickxellomycota, Kickxellomycetes, Kickxellales, Kickxellaceae. The transcript has 2 exons.